CUGAACUCACGGGCAGCAUCGAACACGCGCUGGAGGCAGCUGAUAUUCCAGGUCAGCCUUGGUUCGACGGAGGCCUCUUCUGGAGCUGUCCGUGCGCCUCCGAUUUCCGCCAAGGCCGCCGUAUCCGCCGCUUCUCUUCGGCGCGACCUUCCCCGCGACCUUCGCCGCGACCUUCCCCGCGACCGCCCCCCCCAACCUUCCCCCGUCCCUUCCGCCGUUCCAGUUGCGCAUAGUGGUCUGCUUGGCUCAAGGUCCACCUGCUUGUUACAACCGCCUGCUUGUUACCACCACCUGCUCGUUAAACCGUUGUAACAACUGUUGGAUUUUCGGUGACCCUUCUCCAGAUCCGAUUGCCGAGCUGUCAGCCGCAUAUCGCCUGGGUGACGGCGGCGUGACUAUAUCGCGUACUGCAUCGCUGUAUCGAAAAGGAGGCAGGAAUCCGUGACCAUCUGGUCGUGAACGGCUACACGUGUCAAUCCGUUUCAACCCGAUAGUACACGUGUCGAGACGCGAUGUUGGGCGUGCUGACGGGGCUGCUGCGAGGCGCGCGGUGCCGGCCAAGGGCUUUAAGUACCUGACGGCGAAGCGCGGCCCGAAGAACUACUACAAGGGCACGGGGAGCCGCACCAUGGGACGACACACUAAGAAAGGCGGUUACAUAUUGAUGGAGGAGAAAAUGCCAACCUACCUCGUGCCUGACCUCACAAACUGCCAG
Messenger RNA from Closterium sp. NIES-67, 715 nucleotides. The record is from the annotation of a GenBank genome assembly. NCBI's taxonomy places the organism in Eukaryota, Viridiplantae, Streptophyta, Zygnematophyceae, Desmidiales, Closteriaceae.